GUUCUCUUACGGCAGUACAUAGCUGUGCACAUCGUACCUGAUCAGAUGAUGUCCUUCGGAGGCUCCACUGAUCCCUGUGCGCUCUGCAGCCUUUACAGCAUCGGCAAAAUAGGAGGGCAGCAGAACAAGACUUACACCAAGCUCCUGUGUGACCUGAUCUCUAAGCACUUGCAUGUAUCUGCAGACAGGGUGUACAUCAACUACUUUGACAUGAAUGCUGCCAAUGUGGGCUGGAACGGCUCCACCUUUGCGUAGAGCUCUCCCGCCUGUCUGAAGAGGCUGCUCCUGGACCUACCCUCACCCUGCCCCUUAGCAGAGACCACCGCACAGAUGCCCCUGUGUUGCAUUUUGUGCACUCUCACAGAUUGAUGUCUCCUUGCUAGUGUGUUUAAAUAUUGCUGCUUCAACAUUCCUCUGUUUUCUCUGUGUAGAAAACAAAUAAAGAUUUAGAA
This is a messenger RNA of Pterocles gutturalis (yellow-throated sandgrouse), 452 nucleotides long. Its product is annotated as macrophage migration inhibitory factor. The transcript is spliced from 2 exons. The record is from RefSeq and is a predicted model, not a curated record. Gene Ontology annotation, molecular function: cytokine activity; phenylpyruvate tautomerase activity. The annotation marks the transcript as partial. Lineage: Eukaryota; Metazoa; Chordata; Aves; Pterocliformes; Pteroclidae.